Penicillium riverlandense is the source of this 2040-nucleotide messenger RNA. Its product is annotated as telomere repeat binding factor family protein. The transcript has a single exon. Lineage: Eukaryota; Fungi; Ascomycota; Eurotiomycetes; Eurotiales; Aspergillaceae. The record is from RefSeq and is a predicted model, not a curated record. The coding region runs from base 1 to 2040 and encodes 679 amino acids.
AUGGAUGCUGGCGGCGUCUUUAGGUCCCUGGAUGAGUCGCUGCUCCGCGACCUCCCACAACUCCAGUCGUUACGGAUCGCACCGCUGCGUGAGCCCGUAUCUUCACGGACCCUAAGUGCCCCUUCGCCUCUGGAACCCAAUGCCAGUGGGGCCCGAGAUUCGAAGAUCUCCAAGACCAGCACUUCUCCCAACAAUGCUCCUGCAAAAGCCAAGCCCAAUGCAAGCCUUCCUACGGUGACGGAGUUCCUCAAUGCUGCUCGAUCUAACAAGACCGACUCCUCUGCGGACUCGCAGUCAAACGUGGAGCCGCCCCCAAGGCCGAUUCUGCCGGCUUUUGUAAACCUUCGAGCUCUGGAAAGGGUUCCGUUUUCUUCUUCGUUCGACGAUGACGCUCUCCAUGGACCUCGCAAGCGUCGCCGCCUAGAUAUCCAGGCAGAAUCAUUUAGCGAACACCUGCAACUGCCGAUACCUCAGGCACAGAAGGAACAACGGCCGCCACCCUUUGGACCCUUUGCUAUUCUUAAUGGACUUAACGAACCCCCGCCCAACGCUGCUCUUCUACCGCCUAUCGAGGCAGGGUCUCUCACUCAGCUCCUUACGAAACCCUCCCGGGUAGAUGAGGCUCUUGAGUCUGGGACCUUACAAACUUCUAAUGCAAACGUUGUCAACAGUCAACCUUCAGAACGGAGAGAAGCGAGACUCGAGGAGAUCCUUGGUGUCACUCUUGACGACAAAGAUCUUCUCGGAGGUAAUGAAGACGACGGCCAGGGCGAUGAUGACGUGGAGCGUCCCAAGGCAGUGGAGCAUGUGAAUGACCCAACUCCAACGAAACAUGAGAAAAGUCAGUUCGGAGAUGGCAAGGAGUCACCGGUGCCCACAGAAGAAGGAAAUGAACCCAUGUCACCCAAGACCCGAGGCCGGUCCCGCUUGAAUGUACGGCGAUGGACUGAAGAAGAAACAACUGCCCUACUUCGCGGCGUCGUCAAGUGCGGCAUUGGAAAUUGGAAGACAAUACUUGCGCAGCCUGAACUCAACUUCAACAAGCGAACCGCUUCCAAUCUGAAGGACAGAUUCCGCGUUUGCUAUCCUUGGGCAUACCGGGCUGCCAAUCCCAAUGAAGCAAUCAAGCAGCUUCACACCGUGCUCUCCAACUCCCUUAUGAAAGCGGAUGGGGAGGGCCGUGAAAAUACACCUUUCAAGCUUCGCCCUCUACAACCGCGACGAACUACUACCACAGGGUCAGAGUCAACGAACUCCGGCGCGGGAAGCCCACCUGCCCUAUCUAUCGGGCCAUCAACGUCGAGUGUGUCCUCCACACCCGACACGGACACCCCGAGUAGCAGUGGCAGCAUUCAACCACGAACACCACCCUCGGCUAGAUCCACUACUACACUCUCAAACCAGCCACGAUCUGCCCUCUCGUCUCUCGGCAUCCCCGAACCUCAUGUUACCACGAAACCCAAGCGUCGCUUUCGCCGGCCCUUCACUCCCGCCGAGGAUGAGGCCCUUCUGAAAGGUUACGCUGUUCAUGGCUUCCAGUGGACUCUCAUCCAACGGGACUCCCGCCUGAACCUCGGCCAUCGCAGACCAGCAGAUCUCCGUGACCGGUUCCGCACCAAGUUUCCGCAUGCCUACAAAGACGGAGGAUCUGUCAGCGGCAACGCUUUACACACCCAAGCUUCUGGCCAGGACUUAUCUACCUCUGUGAAGACCACACCCACGCCGCGAGAUCAAGCGGCUAAUAAUAACGAACAGAGCCCGCUCAGGGCUGCAGCAGCCUCCCUGCCGCGUGCUGCUCGCCCGAAACCUCGCCAUAGCCCCAGCGGCUCGCUGUCUAACCUCGGCCCUGUCGAUUCGUCUCUCUUACUGCCUGUACCAGCCCAAGGCUUUCUUGAACCUUCUGCCUCCUCAGCUCCGGCGUCGGCUGGUAUUCUUUCAUUCUCUUUGGAUGAGAAUCCUACUGCGGGUACUUCCUCUGGGGCCGACACCCCGUGGGGGCAUAAUACUCUUGCCCCAAUGGUUUGGGAUGAUCUGAACUGA